GAGAGAGAUAUCUGCUUACAGCUGCUGUCAGAUAUCCGAUCGCAUUCGCAUGGCGAGGAGGUAACCUGAUCGAGCUGGGAGGAGUGACUUUACCAGGGAAGGUUUGAACAAAAAAAUGUCUUCUUCUUCUGCCGGUGAAGUCACAACAGCAAAUGACAUCAAGAGGGAAAAUGUGAAUGAGGUGGGUAAGCGGGAGUGCAUCAAGCUUGUGGCGCUGGACGCGGCGGAGUUGUCCAUGGAGCGCAACACGGACGCGGUGCGCACGGAGCUGUUGGUGAGCGCCGCUUCCUCUCUGGCUUUCUCCCCGGAGCAAGUGGCGUGUGUCUGCGAGGCUUUGCAGCAGGGAGGUAAUGUGGACCGGCUGGCCAGGUUCCUGUGGUCCCUGCCACAGAGCGACCUGCUGCGCGGCAACGAAAGCAUCCUGAAAGCCCAAGCCCUCGUUGCUUACCACCAGGCUCGGUAUCAGGAGCUCUACAGUAUUUUGGAGAACCACAGUUUCAGUCCGUCCAACCACACCUUUCUACAAGAGCUGUGGUACAAGGCCCGAUACACCGAGGCGGAGAAGGCGCGGGGGAGACCCUUGGGCGCCGUGGACAAGUACAGGAUCCGGAGAAAGUACCCUCUCCCCAGGACUAUCUGGGACGGCGAGGAGACUGUGUAUUGUUUCAAGGAGAGAUCCCGGAACGCGCUGAAGGAUCUUUACAACCACAAUAGGUAUCCCUCUCCUGCAGAGAAAAGAAAUCUCGCCAAGAUUACAGGACUCUCCUUGACCCAGGUCAGCAACUGGUUCAAAAACAGGAGACAGAGAGACAGAAACCCGUCCGAGGCACAAUCCAAAAGUGAAUCUGAUGGAAACCACAGCACAGAGGAUGAGUCUAGCAAAGGCCAGGAGGAGUUGUCCCCCCGGCCCCUCUCUAACUCCUCAGAUGGAGUGAUCACCCAUGGGACACUUCCCAUUCAAACAGGGCCUCUGGACAAUGGGGUGGUCAUCCAACAGAUCGGGGACAUCAAGCUUCCCCCUGGAUCCAGCAGUGGCGGACUCUACAACGGAAGUCUCGUGACAAAUAACAGCCCCUCCGCCGUGUUUCACAAUGGUGGCUCGUCUUACCUCCACACACCUGGAAACAUCCUCUUCAACGGGCUCAAUCUGGGCAUCCAGCCCUUGGCCUUCAACCCUCUGAGGCCGUCUGGAGGGGUGCUUCUGGGGGGCUCUGGUAUGGACAUGCAGAUGCAGACGGGACAGGAGAAGGGACUGGGUUCUGCUGAGGACUCAGCCCUGCAGUACGGCUCCUACUCAGGCUGUGUGAACGGAGCAGAUGUGAAACUGGAGGGGGUGCACGCCAUGGCUGCCCAGAACGGAGGCCCCUCUGUGCUCACGUUCAACUCCUCGUCAGGUGCGCUGCAUCUAGGAGGCUACAGUCUCGUCCAGGUACCAAGUGGAGUCUCUGACAGCGAUGGCAGUUCAUUACUCAACAGCGACUUAGGUCUUCCUCCACUGCAGCUCUCUUCGGCUCCAUCCUCCUCAACAAUCUCACAAGGUACCAUGAACAAUGUAGCAGUGAGUUCCUCCAGCGACUCGUUCCAGCAGCAGGACAAGCUGGCCAUGACGUCCCUGCACCACAGCACAGUGCUCUACAGCAUGAGCAACGUCGGCCAGCCGGCCAUCAAGAAGGAGCCUCUGGAGGGAGGCGUCUACUCCUCGUACCACCACGGGCUCCACCUGGACUCCAGCGGUCAGCUCAGCUACACCACCCCCAACUCAGAAGCGGUUCCUUCCAGUCGAGGCCCCUCCUCGACCGCCGAGGUCUCCGCCGUCAGCUCGUCCAGCCCCGAGCCGGAGGUCUACACCACCCUCACUGUCAGCACGCCCCUGAUGGCCCACACAGACCCCAGCAGCCACCACCUCCAGCCCGCACAGUAUCUCAGGGGCCACGAGUUGCGGGGGCCCUCCUCGCACCUGAUGGGCCCCGGCAUGAACAGCAACUACAUGAACCUUUCAGAAAGCAAGGUGGGCGGUUCGGGCUCAGGGGGCGUGAGUGAAAUGGUGCGAGCCAUGUGUGGGGAGAUGGAGGCUGUGGAGGGGAAGGACCUGGACAAACUACAGACAGUGCAGAUGGAGGAGAACAUGGCUGACCUUUAACCUCGAACCUCUUGCUGAAGCACUCAUGUCCGUCCAAGCAGGGAUACAGUGAAUCUUUGAACUUUUGCGUGAGCGUGCCUGUGUGUGUGUGUGUGUGUUUUUUACCAUUCAAUUCCUUUAAAUGUUAAAUUAUUUCUGUUCAUUUGACUUUUACAAUGCACUCUAAUCAGAGGGGAGCCCUGUAGGUGCACAUAAUCUGUCCAUCAUAAAAAAUUAAAAGAAGACUAUGACAUAUUUUUAAAGCCCCGUUCAUAAGAUGAAACACAACGACGGUUCCGUACAGAAGAAGUCGCUGUAUGUGUUUGAGCCGUGUUUAAAUAUGCAUUUUUAUAGACAACACCUGCUACUUCCUGUUGAGUGGAUUUGAUCUGCAGAAGCAGGUGCUGGAAUGCCUGGAGGCAUGUGACAAGGAUGUUCCUCCAAACUAAAUGCGUCAUAUGGGUCAAACCAAAAAGGUCAUUCAGUAGGGGGAAGAGGGAGAGAGCCUCUGUGAAAACGGUCCGUUAAACAGCAACAGCUUCACUUGAGGACUGUGCACAUUCAGAGGAGAGGUCAUUAAACACACAACGCUGCUGAAUUCAGGAAAAAGUGUCCUUCAGUAAUCACCUUUAAUUCUCUGAAUGCCUCUCAAGUCACUACAAACCCCUGUUUUGUGCUUUAUAUAAUACCAAAUGAACAAGGAGUGCUGGACUAUAGAGUGAAGACGAAUGUGCCUUUUCUGCUACUUCAAAUACACACCGGCAUUGGUCUGUUUUGGCGUUUGCACUACCAUAAUGACACUACAAUGUAACAUGUUUCAAACAGCCUUCAUGUUGUGCGUGACACAACAAAUGCAUACUAUUUCAGUAAUAACUCAUAUUUCAAGCCUCGUCGUCGACCUGUGAGACCAAGAUAUGAAUGCUCUAACGGUCUGGCUGUCGGUUGACACGCUGUUCAUCAUAUGUUGUUUAUAAUGCCGCAACUCAUAGUAUGUUAACUAGAUGUGAUGAUGCUAUACUAUAUCCUGUUUCAUUUUGAUGUGUCUCUCCAAUGUCAGUACUUAUGAAUGAUAUUGUUCUAUAAAGGGAUUGUACUAAUCUCUCUUUGCAUGGCGUCAUAAUGUUUUGGACACUAGUGCCUUUUACUUUUCUUUCUUGAAUAACACUGAAGGUGAGCUUUGUCGUAGCUCUUGCGUUGGCGUGCAGGCAGUGACAUUGCAGCUUCAGAGAUUUACCACCGCUUCCCGCAGCCGUUACUCGCACAUUUGUUGGGUGUCAGUUGAGGGAAAGACAUGAGAAUGUGGAGCCCAUUUGUCAAGUGUGUCCAGUGCUUUUCACAACAGGAGCCUAAUUCCUCGCCGUCAUACAUGACCAUUAUAUCACAUUUCAGCCUUACAGCCAACUCACACCGUGCACAUCUAUCGAUGCAUUACACGUCUUCAUACAAGUGGACUAGAAAUACUUUUCUUUGUCAGGAUUUGUGAAAUAAUCACCUCAAUUUGAAUGGAUGUUUCAAUGAAAGUAUCCUCAGUGCUUUAAUGUCAUAUACCAAAAAUGAGUCGUGGACAAAAUUAUAAAACUGAUGGUCAAUUGUUUUUUGUUUUUUAAAUCUUAGUUUGAAUUAUAUGUUUGUUAUUUGAAAUUAUGUGAAUGUAUUUUUCUAAAUCUCCAUACUGCAAUAAAAGUUUAUAUUUAUAAAAAC
Messenger RNA from Pseudoliparis swirei, 3820 nucleotides. RefSeq names its product SIX homeobox 4a (gene six4a). Gene Ontology annotation, biological process: regulation of transcription by RNA polymerase II. Gene Ontology annotation, cellular component: nucleus; transcription regulator complex. The record is from RefSeq and is a predicted model, not a curated record. The coding region runs from base 116 to 2140 and encodes 674 amino acids. NCBI's taxonomy places the organism in Eukaryota, Metazoa, Chordata, Actinopteri, Perciformes, Liparidae. Gene Ontology annotation, molecular function: RNA polymerase II cis-regulatory region sequence-specific DNA binding; DNA-binding transcription factor activity, RNA polymerase II-specific. The transcript has 3 exons.